ACCUCCUCUGCUUCCCGGAAUUCCACACACCCGCACAUUUUCUUCUUCUUUCUCUCUCAGCGCCACCUCCGUUUUAUCAAUUCAAAAUACUGUAUUGGCAGCAGCAGAAGAAGUACGAGGGCGGUUGAAACGCAUAAUGUUCAGAGCGACAGAGCGAUUACAAGAAGCAUUAACAAGCAUUUAAUUUUCUCCCAACCAACAUCAACUGCACCAUUUAUUUCCACCAUUAAUACUCUCUUCACAAGUCAACCUUCAUCAUAUUGCUGUCCUGUUCCUGUUAUUCUUCACCCCCUUGUUCUCAUUUCUGUUUUUUCCUCUCGCAGCAUGCUAAUGAAGUAGUGAUUUUUCGCUUUCAUUUCGCGCACUAUGAUCCUACUUUUUCGCCAAUUAAUCGUUCCUUCACUUUUAUCAGUUUUAGCUCUGACAUCUCUUGCACAGAACUUUAGUUCAGCUGGCUGCGAUCAAUUUUGUGGUACAUCCCGCGUCCCCUAUCCGUUUGGGUUCUCUGAUGGAUGUAAAAUCAAGUUGAAUUGUAGCAGCGACUCUGGGAGUGGGACCAUCAAGAUUAAUGAUUUUCUUGUCGAGAAUGUGACUUCUGAUCAGAUUUUGAUAAGGGUUCCUCCGAAAUGCAACCGUCGGAUUGAAGAAUUGUCCGGGCUUUUCGGCGCGAACUUCGCGCCCACGUGGCGUAACGGGAUUCUGUUAGAGAACUGCAGCGCGCGCGUGAAUGACUGUGUGAUUCCGAGCCGAUUGGUCAGGUCUCGAAUCGGGUUCAAUUGCAAUUCCGGGGAAGGGACUGAUUACUAUAAUGUUAGUUGUUAUUCAGUUGGGCUUGAUGAUGUGUCUGAGUUUUUGGAUUUCGGGAAGGUAACGGCAAAAGGGAAUUGCAGUAUUCUGUUUUCGUCGAUUAUGGUGGAUUCCAAUGAUAGUGGUAAUAGUUUAAGCGGGAGCCCUCCCAUCUCACUGGAUUUUCAGACGGCUGAGCUGGGGUGGUGGGUUGAUGGGGGGUGUGAUUGUGAUCCCAGCGCGAGGUGUACGCGGGUAACACAUGGAGGGAAGAUGGGAUAUCGUUGUAAGUGUAACAAAGGGUAUGCCGGAGAUGGUUUCGCCGGAGGGAAACGUUGCCGGAAAGUUUCUGACUGCAGUGCUGGAGGGUUCAUGUCAGGUCGAUGUCGUGGAUCUACGUUAGGCAUUCUAAUUGGAGGGAUUAUUGCUGGAGUCUUAUUAGUGGCUGUUCUAGCUGUCAUCUGGUACUGUGUAAAAAGACGUGGUGCAACUUUGAAAAGCAGAUUGAGCGCCAAGCAUCUGAUCAGUGAAGCAGCAGGCAGCUCCAAUAUACCCUUCUAUCCUUACAAAGAAAUCGAGAGAGCAACAAAUGGCUUUUCUGAGAAACAACAGCUGGGAACGGGUGCCUAUGGUACAGUUUAUGCAGGGAAGCUCCACAACGAUGAGUGGGUAGCAAUCAAGAAAAUCAGAUAUCGGGAUCAUGACAGUAUUGAACAAGUGAUGAAUGAGAUCAAGCUUCUAUCCUCCGUUAGUCAUCCAAAUUUGGUCCGUCUUUUGGGAUGUUGCAUUGAGAAUGGUGAACAGAUUCUUGUUUAUGAAUAUAUGCCAAACGGCACUCUAUCUCACCAUUUGCAAAGAGAAGGGGGUUCAGUACUUCCAUGGACAAUCCGUCUGACCAUUGCUGCCGAAACGGCUCAUGCAAUUGCUCACCUUCACUCAGCAACGAAUCCUCCAAUAUACCAUAGAGACAUCAAAUCUAGUAACAUUCUCCUAGACUACAAUUUCCAUUCAAAAGUAGCAGAUUUUGGUCUUUCUAGGUUUGGCAUGACUGAUGACUCCCAUGUCUCCACAGCACCACAAGGAACUCCUGGCUAUGUUGACCCUCAAUAUCAUCAGAACUUCCACCUUUCAGAUAAAAGUGAUGUUUACAGUUUUGGGGUGGUCCUUGUGGAAAUAAUCACAGCAAAAAAAGUAGUUGAUUUCUCUCGACCCCACAGUGAGAUCAAUUUGGCUGCCCUCGCAAUCGACAGGAUAGGAAAAGGUCGUGUUGAUGAGAUAAUAGAUCCAUUUCUAGAGCCAAAUAGAGAUGCUUGGACCUUAUCAUCUGUCCACAAAGUGGCUGAGCUGGCUUUUAGAUGCCUUGCUUUUCACAGGGACAUGAGACCUUCGAUGAUGGAAGUGGCCGAUGAGCUAGAGCAGAUCAGGCUGAGUGGUUGGGCACCAUUGGAUGAGAAUAUACUCAUGGGAUCAUCAGUGGCCUCUUCUUGUUCAUCACCAUACCAGGGAAGUGAAAAAUCUUUGAACACUUCGACAACUAGGAAGGCCGGUGCAGGAAGUCGGCGGUUGAUUGUGCCACAGCGGGCAGUGACUGCCGUGCCUACAACAGAAGAGAAGAAGGAUAGUUCGCCAGUUUCUGUACAGGAUGCUUGGUUGAGUGAACAGAGCUCACCAUCAACCAACAGCUUAUUGGGUAAUGUAGCACGGUAACCAAGUAUCAUCUUUUUAACCUUUUUGUGUAUACUUUGUAAGCUUGUCAUGGAUGCUAGAGAGGGCAAGUCUAUAAUUUUCUGGUAUUUCAUAUAGUGUGAAUAGAAAAGAAAAAAGAAACAAGUUAAGCAUUU
Molecule: messenger RNA, 2627 nt
Organism: Sesamum indicum (sesame)
Lineage: Eukaryota; Viridiplantae; Streptophyta; Magnoliopsida; Lamiales; Pedaliaceae
Product: Protein kinase superfamily protein
Biological process (GO): protein phosphorylation
Molecular function (GO): protein kinase activity; ATP binding
Source: RefSeq, a predicted model, not a curated record